This is a messenger RNA of Syzygium oleosum, 955 nucleotides long. Its product is annotated as proline-rich receptor-like protein kinase PERK14. The transcript is spliced from 3 exons. The record is from RefSeq and is a predicted model, not a curated record. Bases 1 to 690 code for a protein of 229 amino acids. NCBI's taxonomy places the organism in Eukaryota, Viridiplantae, Streptophyta, Magnoliopsida, Myrtales, Myrtaceae.
AUGGAUUCCGACGGCGUUUCAGAAGUAGGCAGUGGGGUAUAUCGAGGGGAAGAAGCCCUCCGUCAUCUCGCCUCCUCUGCUGUUCAAAUAUACGCUUUUCCCCCGGUUUCUCUCUCCCUCGCUCGUCCCGCUCAAAAUUCCUUCCGCUCGCGACCUCCUCUUCCGUCCUCCGCGACUUUGCCUCCUUUGAUCGUGAACCCGCCGCGCUCGCCGGUUGCCUCCGCCUUCCCUUCCAGAAAAGCCAUCUGCUCUCUCUCUCUCUCCUCCGCGAAGCGCCGCUCUUUUUGUGAACCGCGCCUCCGCCCUCUGCCGCUUGCCUUCGCCGUCGCCUCCCGGAGCCCGUCGGUGGCUCAGAUCCCGACCACGCGGCCGCCUCCGCCUACGUCGUCGCCUCCGAAGCCCCCAUUGGCGAUUCGUCCUCUGCCCUCUCUCUCUGUCCCAAGAAAUGGCACCGCUUGGCUCUCUGUGACGAACCACGCCUCCGCCGUUGCCUCUCGAAGCCCCUUUGGCGAUCUCGGGCUCCGACUCGGCCUCUGCGUUGCCUCCGAAGCCCCAUUCUCAGAGAAAUGGCUCUGCUCGGCUCUCGAAGCUGGCGCUGGUGGUGGUGAUGGUGGGGUUGAGGUGUGCAAGUGUGACAAUCGCGGCGCGGGCCGAAUCUCCAUGCCCGCCAACAAGUCGAAGUACACAUGAGUUCGAUCGACGCAUACCGUGAGCUUUCUAGUUCGUUUGAGUGUGUGCUGCUUCGUGGAGUUUCUUGAAUCAAGAGCGUAUUCACAGGAGAAUUUGAUUGAUUGCGUGAAAGUGCAAAAGAAGCAAUUUGGCAAUGAAUUUCUCAGCUGUUAUGCUAAUAUUAUCCUCUCAUCUUCUUUAUAGCCACAAUUAUGAAAUGUUAUAUUCUUGCAUUGUGAUCUUGAUUGCUACUUCGACCUUGUUUCAACUUGCGGCCCUUGAUCCU